Molecule: messenger RNA, 2528 nt
Organism: Limanda limanda (common dab)
Lineage: Eukaryota; Metazoa; Chordata; Actinopteri; Pleuronectiformes; Pleuronectidae
Gene: mri1
Product: methylthioribose-1-phosphate isomerase 1
Exons: 6
Coding region: 332-1393 (353 amino acids)
Molecular function (GO): S-methyl-5-thioribose-1-phosphate isomerase activity
Source: RefSeq, a predicted model, not a curated record
CUGUGACAGUGCGAAGCGUCUCCAGCCCUUCCUCCCCUCACUCCUCUUUUUAUAACCUCCCGUACUACACAGCAGACCUCCUUCUCCUCCGCCUCUCCUCCUCAUCCUCCCUCUCUCUCCUCCUCCUGCUCCUGCUGCUGCUGCACUUUCCCUUCUCUUUCUUCAGCUACGGCUCCCGGGACUGACUGUCUGCCAGGCCGCGGUCACUCCAGCGUGGAUCCGACCACAGACAGAGAGAGUGUGUGUGUGUGAGUGAAAGUGUGUGUGUGUGUGUGUGUGAAAGUGUGUGUGAGGGAGUGCGUUCUCCGCCGCUCUCUCUCUCUCCUCGGCCAUGACUCUGGAAGCGAUCCGCUACCGGGCCGGUUCCCUGCAGAUCCUCAACCAGCUGCUGCUGCCGCACCAGACCUCGUACGAGGAGCUGCGCACGGUGCAGGACGCGUACGAGGCCAUCAAGUCCAUGAAGGUGCGUGGCGCGCCGGCCAUCGCCAUCGUCGGCUGCCUCAGCCUGGCCGUGGAGCUGCGUGCAGGUGCCGGCGGCGAUGACCCUGUGGCCUUCAUCAGGGAGUCUCUGUGUCACCUGACUUCAGCCAGGCCCACCGCUGUCAACAUGGGCCGCGCCGCCCGCGAGCUGAUGGAGUUUGCUGAGAACGAGAGCAUGGAGAAGAACUCGGAGCAGCUCAGAGAAAGUGUAAUUGCCUGGAUCGAAGACAUGCUGGAGCGUGACGUCAAUGACAACAAGAAGAUCGGUAACUACGGCGCCCAGCAUAUCCUGUCCGGCGUCCCGAGGGACUCAGUGACCAUCCUCACACACUGCAACACCGGCUCGCUGGCCACGGCUGGAUACGGGACCGCACUGGGCGUGGUGCGAAGCCUCCAUGCGCUGGGGAGGCUGAAACGUGUGUACUGCACAGAGACGAGACCAUACAACCAGGGGUCCAGGCUGACAGCGUAUGAGGCAGUAGCAGAGAAAAUCCCUGCUACUCUUAUAACAGACAGCAUGGCAGCGCUCACCAUGAGAGAAAUGGACAUCACAGCUGUGGUGGUCGGAGCGGACAGGGUGGUUGCGAACGGCGACACGGCCAAUAAGGUGGGCACGUACCAGCUGGCUAUAUCCGCAAAGCACCAUGGGAUUCCCUUCUAUGUGGCCGCGCCCAGCACGUCGUGUGACCUGAGCCUGGAGAGUGGCAGGGACAUCAUCAUCGAAGUGCGGCCCCCCGAGGAGCUCACCAGUAUAAACGGGGUGCCCAUCGCCGCCAAGGGUAUUGAGGUGUGGAACCCGGCGUUCGACGUGACCCCUCACCAGCUCAUCACAGGAGGCAUCAUCACAGAGCUGGGAGUCUUCCUCCCCUCUGAGCUCCAGGCAGCGCUCACCGGUCGCCUCACUGCCCUCUAGAGCCCCUCAGCCCCUCCUGCUGGUCCGUGUGCACCACUGCACCUUAACAUCAGAGACUCAUCUCACCACAGAACACACACAAAUUCACACACACACAAACACAGAGCAAUUGUUGCCGUUUCAUUUCAUUUUGAUAAAUGCACAGGCACUGUUACAAGUCAGUUGUGCACCCAGAAGACAAAAUGUUGUUCAGUCUCUUACUCACACACAAAUUAACUUCAGGGAGUCGAGCAGACACAUGUGCAGUCUCCCUUCUCUUUUCUGUCUGUCUUUUUGUGGUCUCUUCAUCACAAGUUUUUCCAAGUUUUCCACACUGUCUUUCAUUCUCUCUUGCCGCCUCUUUUUCCCUUCUAAAAGCUCUGCUUAGCUGGACUCUCUUUCUCAAAUUCUAUUUGGCUGUUUUCAUGAAUCAUAACUGAGGUAAUUGUUCAGGGGUUCUUCAAAUAUAAACAAAACACCUCCACAAAGGCUAAAGCAUGACUGUUCUUUCCGAAGUAGUGACUUUGAUUAGCCGUGGUUUCUAAAAUGCUGCUACCCAUUUGUAAAUAAACAUAUCCUUGCUGGUAAUGUGUACAUAUGUAGAAAAAUAACCCCUGCUAGUAAAAGGUACUAUUUUAACCAAAUAUGUGGUUAUUUAAAAAUUGAAUUUGACAUCAAAAUGUUAUAUUAACAUUUAAUUUCUUUUGUUCUGUGUUGAAAACCUUUUCUAGAGGAAUAAACCAAAUUUAUAGUAGAUUUUCACAGCCACAAAUUCUUAGUGAAAAUAAAAAUCCUGUGUCAAUGACACUUUUUAUCCUGUUCGGCCAAAACAAGAACAGAAUUUCUCAAUCAGUCCUCGUUAGUCAGCUGAAGCCUAUGGAAAGACAAGGCUGUAUAUAUACCUCACUAAUGAUUUCUGUCAUGUAAUUCCCAGUUCCACCAUGUCAUACCACAUUUGUAUUAUCAUAAUGUACUUGUUCUGUACAACCAUACAUGUGUCGGCACCAUAUUGAUAUUCACUGUACCACGGGACGCACUGUAAGAAUGAAAACUCUUUAAAAAGGAAUUGGUUUCAUAUUUCGCUGUAACAGCUUUCACCUGAUAGCUGAUGUGUUUGUUCAUCACUAUUAAAGGAAUAGUUCACCCUGAGAGUAAA